GAGCGACAGCCGCUGCCGGCUUGGAGCAAUCAAACAACAAAUUCGCUCAAGAAUGCCGACAUGGAGGAGCUAUGUGGAGCUGUGUGUGCCUGAUAUGGCAUAUAUUGUGUUUAAUGUCAGUUUCAAAAUUAUGCGUGCAUGUUUUCAAUUUGCUUGAGUUGAAAUUUAAACAACUUUCCAGACAUGAUUCUAGCCAAUCGUUUCUUGUACUGUAUGCCCCUGCGGGCUGGCUGCAUUAUACUGUCCGUCAUCGCACUUAUUGUGUGCUGCGUGCACAUUUAUAAGUUCAAUGCCACAAUGCAAGAAAAUGCCGAGCGCAGUGAUUCGUUGAUCUUUCCAGAGGGCAUUACCCAGAUACUUUUGAGACUUAUGCCGGAAUUUCUAACAAUUAUUGGGGUCAGCUUCCUGUUGAUUGCCCUCUUUUUGGACUUUAUUCAUCUGAUUUUGAUCACACUCACUUUCGAAGUCACUCAGAUGCUAUAUCAGCUUCUAUAUAGCAUUAUUGCCACAACAUUGAACAUAAAUGUGACCGUCAAUUUGGGUGUCUAUAGCAUUGUGGCCUAUUGGUGUCUUAUUAUCGGUUGGAUCGCUUUUUCUGCAUAUUUUGUGUACAUCAUUAUAUCGUACUUACCAGCAAACUUUGGCAAUGAUCCAGAGUGAUAUGCCCUAACGCCAAAAAUGUUUAUUAUUUGUU
Drosophila subobscura is the source of this 694-nucleotide messenger RNA. RefSeq lists its product as uncharacterized. NCBI's taxonomy places the organism in Eukaryota, Metazoa, Arthropoda, Insecta, Diptera, Drosophilidae. The transcript is spliced from 5 exons. Bases 184 to 660 code for a protein of 158 amino acids. The record is from RefSeq and is a predicted model, not a curated record.